AUGAAACGGGGCCCGUCGAAGAGGCCGAGGAGCGACUCGCUGGACAGUGAGUACAUGCGGAGAAACUCGCUGCCAUCGAUCGCGCCGGUGUCGCCCCACCAUCGGGCCUCGUUCGGCGCCGUGGGCUCGACUGGUCCUCUCCAGCCGCUGAAUAAUGGUCAGCAUCAGCAACAACAGCAACAGCAGGUGCAACAGCAAGUUCAACAGCAAGUUCAACAGCAGGUUCAGCAGCAGGUUCAGUCGCAUGUGACUCAGAAUGAGACCCAGAAUCAGACCCAGGCUCAGUCUCAGUCCAUUCCUCAACAUCAACAACCACCAAGAUUGGCUGCAAUUUCGUCGCCAGGUUCGAGAUAUGAACGUCUGCCGUCCAUUGAUACUCUGACGUAUGGCGGUUCAGCAGGUGUUUCUGAUAGCUUGUCUCCUAAAGCUAGUGGAAGUAAUAGCAAUGGCAGCGGUGGCCUGGUUCCGGGUCCAUCAAGUGCCGGUCCAGGUGGCCCGUCUUCUCCGUCAUGGCCUCCAGUCCAUGGAUUACCGACACCUCCACCACCACCUCAAAAUCAUUCUCCUUUACUCUCAGCAACUUCUCCGUUGCCAGCUUUCCCAUCUGUAAUGUCCAGUCGCCCUUCAGGAGGAAGUCCAGCUGGGUCGGCCAACAAUCGACCUGUUCAGACAAAACCUCGUGCUAGUUCUUUUAAUCUGCCAGUUCCGACUACUGCAACGACAACGACUAACAGUAUUAUUAACCAUCCCAAUUCGAAUGGAAAUAACUACUUUUCAAAAGCUUCGACCAACUCGUCUGCUCCCGCUUAUAGAAGAUCGACUCGUCACAGUUCUAUCAGCUCUAUUGACUCGUUCGACUCGGAUGCCAGUUCUGGAGGACUCAGUCCUGCUAAUUAUCAGUCGUCUCGAUCGAAUAGUAAUACUUCUGCAAUGAGUAUGCCAGAUAUUUCCAAUCUGAAUACCAACUUCCCAGGCUGGAACGACCGAUUCAUUGACAGUUAUUAUCAGCUUAUUCAUCCGACUCUGCCAGUUUUACCUCCUAGUAAAGUACAACUACGAGCCAGAUUAGAGAAAUGUUCGAACCCAGAUAUCCGAUUUGCUCUUUUAAGCACCAUUUCUGGAUUAAUCUACUCUUCGGAGAACGGUCGAAACAGUUCGGAGCUCGCUCAUUAUCGUGGUCAAGCUUUACAAGCACUUGCUAAUUCAACUGUAUCGCCAUCUGAUAACAAACAAACGGAAAUUAUCAGGUUGAUGACGCUGAUUCUGUUUUACCUUCAAACACGACAAUCGUCUUGGUUGGGUGCUGCUAUCAGCCAAGCAUAUUCCAUGUCUCUUCAUAUCACCAGUCCACGACACGGGAUUUACGCCAGACAGGGCAGUGCCGGUAGUAUUGGAAGUGUUUCUCCUGGAAGAUACGAUUCGGCUACUGACAGUGAAGAUGAUGCCAAAGUGUGUCGACGACUGUUUCUUGUGUUGGUGAUUUUGGAUCGAAUGAACUCUGCUGUACAUUCACACAUUCCACUUCAGAUUCCUGACCACUAUGUUACUUCAGAACAAGAUGACCUCGACUCGUUUGCUGGUAACCGGUCGAAUGUGGAGAUGGUUCGUCUUUGUAUGAAUCUUGGACGAGUGUCAAAACUCCUGGAAGAAUCACGACCUCUGGGUACCCUUCCCGAGAGCAGGUCGGUGCUUCGACUGUGUGGAGACCUCGACUCGAUUGGUCGGUCGCUGGAAGGACUAUGGGAUACUGUUCCCAUUCUAAAAGCUGUAUACUACUUUGCACGACUGAUUCUCGACCGAGUGGCUCCUACUGCCAACAUCAUCAACGACGCCACCACAUUAAGCUUUCUAAUGGACUCGCCACUGGUGACGGUGUCACCUCUACUGGCAUUCUUUAUUCCUGUUCUCAUUGAAACACUUCGAAACCGAUCUCACGAACAAACCAAGUCGUCGUCGUCAAUGGCAAACGAAACUAACCGACUGUACGAGUUCCUGGAACGUACCGUAGAACGGAAAUUCCCGGAAUACGAAGCCAUGAUCCGCAAUCUUCACAGUCAAAUCACACCUCCUCCACCACCAUCACAAGUACCACAAGUACCACAUUCACCACAACAACCACAACAACUGUCACCAGCAGCUCAUCCCACCAGCACGACCAUGACACCCCCAAUCAUCCUCCUGUCGAACCACCAGCGACUGGAAGGACUGGCCCACGUGGCCCACCUCGCGGAGCGCUGA
Molecule: messenger RNA, 2238 nt
Organism: Sugiyamaella lignohabitans
Lineage: Eukaryota; Fungi; Ascomycota; Dipodascomycetes; Dipodascales; Trichomonascaceae
Gene: adn3
Product: transcription factor (predicted)
Exons: 1
Coding region: 1-2238 (745 amino acids)
Biological process (GO): DNA-templated transcription
Molecular function (GO): zinc ion binding; DNA binding
Source: RefSeq, a predicted model, not a curated record